AUGAUGUUACCAGGUUCAAAUGCUGGUAUCUACAGGUAUUAUCAGCCUGGAGACAUAAUCUUUGGAAGCAUUGGUUCUCAGAGCAUAAUCCUUUCCAGUCCAAAGGCUUUUGAUGAACAACCUCCCCAGAAAUUAUCUGAAGAAGCAAUCUUUGAUGAUGAGAAUGGAGACAUAAUAAAAAAAGCAGCUGAAAUGUUUGACAGAGUUAUGAGCAGCACAGCCAAUGCAUUUGUCUGCUAUGGAGAAGCAGAUUCCAUAAUAUUUUUGAGAUGGGUGCUAUAUCUACCAGAAGUGGAAGUUACAACACAAAUGCCAAGAGGUAUAGUCUGGAUCCUGACAGCACAGAUAGAGUUCAAAUCAUUUUCCUACCAACGUGAUUGGGAUAUCCAAGCCUUCCAUGGUGCUAUAUCUUUUUCAAUUCACUCCAAUGAGGUACAGGGAUUCAAAAAAUUUCUUCAGGGCAGAAACCCUUCCAGCACAGCAGAUGAUGGUUUUAUCAGAGAUUUCUGGGAACAGGCAUUUGGCUGUGUUUUCCCAAGCUCUGCUUUGGAUGAUGUGGUGGGUGAUAUCUGUACUGGAGAUGAGAGUUUGGAGAAUCUUCCUGGACCUAUUUUUGAAAUGAGCAUGACUGGUCACAGCUACUGUAUCUACAAUGCUGUCUAUGCAGUGGCCCAUGCACUGCAUAUGCUUUCAUCCACAUCCAAACACAGAACAAUGGCAGAGGGAGAAAGAAAGAAACUUCAGAAGAAUCAACCAUGGCAGAAUCGGGUAUUAGUGGCAGGAUUUGAUAUUGUAAACUGGGUCACAUUCCCAAACAAAUCUUUUGUUAGAGUGAAAGUUGGAAAGAUUCAUCUCAAAGCUCCAAGUGAAGACCAAGCAAUCACCAUUAAAGAAGAUGCCAUUGUGUGGCACAGAUGUUUUAAUGAGGCAUAUCCUGUUUCUGUAUGCACUGAUUCCUGCUUUCCCGGUUAUAGCAAGAAAAAGAAGGAAGGGGAGCCAUUCUGCUGCUAUGAUUGCUUUCCAUGUCCAGAAGGGAGGAUAUCUGAUAAGAAUGACAUGGCUGAAUGUUUUCAAUGCCAAGAAGAUCAUUAUCCAAGCAAGGAUAAAAAGACAUGCAUUCCUAAGCUUGUAACCUUUUUGUCAUAUGAAGAACCUUUGGGGAUCAGUUUAGCUACUGGUGCUCUUUCAUGUUCUUUGAUCAUAGGUCUGGUGCUAGGCAUUUUUGCAAAGCAUUAUGACACUCCCAUUGUCAAAGCCAACAACCGUUCUCUCACCUACAUUCUCCUCAUCUCUCUUUUGCUCUGUUUCCUGUCUGCAUUGCUAUUCAUUGGACGACCUGAGAAGGUAAUGUGUCUCCUCCGACAAACUGCUUUUGCAAUCAUCUUCUCAGUGGCUGUAUCUUGCAUGCUGGCAAAAACCAUGACUGUGGUUCUGGCUUUCAUGGCCACCAAGCCAGGAUCCAGGAUGAGGAAGUGGGUGGGCAGAAAACUGUCCACCUCUGUUGUUAUUUCUUGCUCCUCUAUCCAAACAAUGAUUUGUAUUAUAUGGUUGGCAAUCUCUCCCCCAUUCCCAAAUGUUGACAAACAUUCAAAGUCUAAUGAAAUUGUAUUGGAAUGUAAUGAGGGUUCAAGUACCAUGUUUUUCUGUGCUUUGGGCUACCUGGGUUUCCUGGCACUUGCCAGCUUCACUGUGGCUUUCCAUGCCAGGAAGCUACCAGAUAGUUUCAAUGAAGCCAAGUUCAUCACUUUCAGCAUGUUAGGGUUUUGCAGUGUUUGGUUCUCCUUUGUUCCAACUUACCUGAGUUCCAAGGGGAAAUAUAUGGUAGCUGUGCAGAUCUUCUCAAUCUUAGCCUCCAGUAGCGGGGUAAUGGGCUGCAUCUUUUUCCCAAAAUGUUACAUCAUUGUAAUAAGGCCUCAUUUGAACAAAAGGGAACUACUAAUCAGUAAAAAUUUCAAAUAA
Messenger RNA from Podarcis raffonei (Aeolian wall lizard), 1959 nucleotides. Its product is annotated as vomeronasal type-2 receptor 26-like. The coding region runs from base 1 to 1959 and encodes 652 amino acids. The record is from RefSeq and is a predicted model, not a curated record. Lineage: Eukaryota; Metazoa; Chordata; Lepidosauria; Squamata; Lacertidae. Gene Ontology annotation, cellular component: membrane. Gene Ontology annotation, biological process: G protein-coupled receptor signaling pathway. Gene Ontology annotation, molecular function: G protein-coupled receptor activity. The transcript has 6 exons.